This is a messenger RNA of Ceraceosorus guamensis, 1459 nucleotides long. RefSeq names its product aldolase. Lineage: Eukaryota; Fungi; Basidiomycota; Exobasidiomycetes; Ceraceosorales; Ceraceosoraceae. Gene Ontology annotation, molecular function: 4-hydroxy-tetrahydrodipicolinate synthase activity. The transcript has 8 exons. Bases 358 to 1314 code for a protein of 318 amino acids. The record is from RefSeq and is a predicted model, not a curated record.
GUUCACCUCAAGCCCGGCCCCGCGGAAGUUCUCAUGCGUGAUUCCCUGAUGGGGAAUUGCGGCCCAUCUAUCCGUUCGGAGCUUCGUAGUCUCAUCUUCUACCUACUGGAGCAAGAAUUCCUCACGCAUCCACCAGCGAAUGUCAAGGGCACGGCAUCGAGGACGCAAGACAGAUCAAGGCCGACACUUUGGGCCUAGAAGACAACGUCUCAUGUACUGGGUGGUGAUUCCUGUGCUGCACUCGGGAGCGCAUUUUAAGGUGUAGGCUACCCUCGUCUCUGGUCUCUCUUUCGCCGCAUUGAUCGCAGAGCCAUAGCAUUGCUUCAACGUUGCUUCAAAAGGCAUCUCACAUCUGCGAUGACUUACCAAAUUCAACCGCUGCCUGGUGGGGUUUAUGUACCUCUCGUGACCCCUUUCACCCCGAGCCCCGAAGAAGACCUUGAUCUCGAGGCUUUCAAGAAGGUUGCUCUGCGAGUUGCCUCGGCUGGAUGCGGUCUCGUCGUGCUGGGAACCGGCGGCGAAGCUUCGCACGUCACCGCAUCAGAGAGGAUCAGACUUACGCCGAUCAUUGCAGGCACUGGUACCGGAAGUCUUUACGAGACGAAGCAAUUGUGCAAAGAUGCUGCCGCAGCUGGAGCAGAUGCUGCCAUCGUCUUGACACCCGGUUUCUUUGCUGGAGCAAUUGCAAAGGACCGCACAGCUCUCAAACAGUAUUUUCACGAAAUUGCGAGCGCCUCGCCGAUCCCUGUCAUGGUCUACAAUUUCCCGGCUGUGACCGCGGGAAUUGAUCUGGACUCCGACUUGCUGGAAGCCAUCGCCGAGCAUCCAAAUAUUGUUGGAGCUAAGCUCACCUGUGGAUCAAUCGGCAAAGGCGCAAGGCUGGCAUCAAGCGCAGCAGCAAAGUCGCACAAGAAUUUCCACGUCUUUCCAGGUCUCGGAGAUAUGCUGCUGCCCUCGAUGCUUGUGGGCAUGACCGGAACGAUUGCUGGUUCGGGCAACAUUUUCCCACGUCUUCUAGUGCAGACGUACAAGAGCGCUCAGGAGGCUGUGCAGUCUCCUUCCAAAGAGACCCUGUCAAAAGCCCAAGAGCUUCAAGCGCUCGUAUCACGGGCAGAUUGGGCUUUCAUGAAGGGCGGGAUAGGGGGUACAAAGUGGGUGCUGCGCAGGUACUAUGACGACGUUGGGGAAGCUAGAAGACCGCUGCAGCCUGCGACGCAAGCUGUACAGGAUAUGCUGGAAAAGGAGCUGCGCGAUGCUCUUGAUUGGGAACGAAAAGCUGAGAGAGAAGCGGGCGUUCAGAUCGCUCGCGAAUAGGUGUACUGCUUUGAUGGCGCCUCACGGGUCGACUGGGGUAACUUAUCUUGCCAUAAUUGACAUUGUAUCAAUGUUUGGAUUUUGAGUGUGUCGCUUGCAUCUCGUGGGGUGCUCUUGCGAUGCGCUUGAUGUCAGAACACGAAAG